AUGACCAGCAAUGACCGACAUGCCAGCAUCGAUUCACCAUACCGGACGGGCCGCCACGUCCCGCUAAACCGCCAAGAAACAUUGACCUCGAUCGCCACGGCCUCCGAAUCCCGCGCCGACAUCACUUCUCCUUAUGGCGACGAGUCCGGCCGUCUGAAUCAUGGCAUUGAUGGCACAGCCUAUACAGGAGCUGGUCUCCCACCAGUGGCCUCUCCUCUGUCAGCCGUGAGCCCCGGCCUGGGGGGACCAUACUCGCCGGGUCUGCGUUCUAUGGGUGCCCAGCGCUCCAGAGAUGAUGGCUUCGAGACUGUUACAAGUCCAGGAGAAAUCCCGAUGCAGAACUUCGCCAACGGCGCGCCACCUCCACCCCCUAUUGGCCACUCAUGGAGGCGAAUUGAUAGUUGGGCCGAGGAGAACUAUCCUGAGCUCUUUGACCAGAUUUGCGAGGGCUGCACAAACAACGACUUGAACGAGUUGGAGCAUCAGCUUGACUGCACACUGCCCCAGGAUGUUAGAGACUCCUUGGCUAUACACGACGGCCAGGAGCGGGGCGGCAUCCCGACAGGCGUCAUCUUCGGUGCCAUGCUCAUGGACUGCGAGGAGAUUGUUCAGGAAUGGGAUCAGUGGCGCCGCGUCAACCAGCAGUACCUGCUCGAUAAUAGCGUAGCCCAGCCCGCCGUUCCUUCAAGGACGUUCGCUGGACCCAGCAACGGGCAGGCCUCGACAUCACGUUCGGCUGCCAGUUCUCCGAGCUCGCAGAAGAGUUCGUGGCGACAGAAUCUCAUGGAGCGACAAGACUCGGUGCCUAUGGGUGCGGUCCAGCGCGCGUACGCCCACCCGGCCUGGAUCCCCUUGGUGCGCGAUUGGGGCGGCAACAACCUCGCGGUUGACUUGGCACCUGGACCUACCGGCACUUGGGGUCAGGUGAUUCUCUUUGGCCGCGACUACGACACAAAGUAUGUGGUUGCGCCUUCCUGGGCGGCAUUCUUGGCAGUUGUUGCAGACGACCUCAACAGCGCCAAGUGGUACAUUGAUGAGGACAACAACGAGCUCAAGCUUCGCGAGUUUAAGACUACCCGGGUUGAGCCAUCCUAUUUCGAUAUUCUGCGUUGGAGAGCGGACCAGAAGAACGGACGUACAGCCAAGGCCACCGCGAAACGGAAGUCGAUGGCCCCCAAUGGCAUUUCUCCUGGUGGCUCACCCUACGCCAGCCCCGUGGAUACCCACAACGAAGCCCGUGGUCGUUCACUGCAGAGACUCAGCAACCCUUCUCCUCUGGCCAGCCCGGUGCGACCAGGCUUGGGCAAGCCCAGCCCUCUGGCGAGGGUUACUGAGGAGGCGGGCGCCUCUGAAGGUGCCACCGCGGCGAAUGGUGUCAACCACGAUAAGCUCGUCGAGGUUGAAACGCCGCGUGCGAGUGCUGACGUACAGUCAACUCCGACCCUGCAGGAACCCAAGCCAAAGGAUCGCUCGUCUCUCAAAGUCGAGUCUGUCGUCGAGGCUAAACCCACCGACACCGCUGACGACUCGAUGAAGACGAUCGAGAUCUGA
This is a messenger RNA of Microdochium trichocladiopsis, 1551 nucleotides long. RefSeq lists its product as uncharacterized. The transcript is spliced from 2 exons. Lineage: Eukaryota; Fungi; Ascomycota; Sordariomycetes; Xylariales; Microdochiaceae. Gene Ontology annotation, biological process: regulation of fungal-type cell wall biogenesis; cell wall biogenesis. Gene Ontology annotation, cellular component: mating projection tip. The record is from RefSeq and is a predicted model, not a curated record. Bases 1 to 1551 code for a protein of 516 amino acids.